AUUCCGUAUGAUUAAUUUUUUCCGUAUACAUUUCGUAUACAUUAACUUUUUUUAAAAAUGUUCAAAAAUGAAUUGCUUAUUAAAUAUACGGAAUUUUUAUAUGGAAUCUAUAGAAAUGUACAUAAAGUGUAUACAAAACGUAUCCUUUCCGUAUACAUAUUUCUUAUAGGGCUAUAUUUCUCGACAUUUUGUAUAAUAGUUUUAAUUUAUUUUUUUCGUAAAAAAUUG
This is a messenger RNA of Rhizophagus irregularis DAOM 181602=DAOM 197198, 228 nucleotides long. NCBI's taxonomy places the organism in Eukaryota, Fungi, Glomeromycota, Glomeromycetes, Glomerales, Glomeraceae. The record is from RefSeq and is a predicted model, not a curated record.